UGACGUACCAUCUUGAGUCAAAAAGUCAUUUCAUUUCAUUUCAUUGUCUCACUGGAUAACAUUGGAAUUUUUAUGACGGGAUGAAUGAACUGCAUCAGCCAGGCUAUGGGGACCGUCAGGCAACUGGCAACAUUUUUAGGAGUGUAUUCUCAAAAAAGUGUACAGUGGGUCAUGUUGUAGUUGUAAAAAUUGCAACAAAAGAGAAGCCUGAAGCGGAAGUAGAGUCAGCUGAAAUAACUAUCAGUGACGAUGACACACCUCCUAAAACUGAGACAGAGGAGGAACAAUCUGACACUGAAAGAAUGGAACGCGAAUGCUUAUCACAGCAACUUGGGGCUUGCUGCUAUCAAAGGGUCGGAAACCAAACCAUGAACUCUGAGGUGAGGAAUGUGCCAUGGAUACAGUGCGAUUCCUGUCAUGGUUGGCUUCACACAGACUGUGCAGGAAUACAUCUAACUGAACUAGGCACUGAUUCUUCAUUUAACUGUGGAUGUCAAAUGAAACUGCCCUAUCAUUUAAAAAGAACAAGGGCUGUUGCGAAAGAAUGCUUACUGGAAUCUGUCUUGACAGACGAAGAGAUUCAAAAACUUGCACAUGAUCUUAGAGCUGGGGUGUUACGGUCAAAUAGAAUGUUUCUUAAACAACAUCCCAAUUUUAGUCUCAAAUUCAAACAAAACAGAGAAGCCCUAAUCAGUAUUUUCACUGAAAAACAGACAACUGCCAUAAUCUAUAGAGUGCAUGCUGUAAUGCGCCACAACAAGGGAGACUUGACACAACUUUCGUUUAAUUUAGAAGUGAUGACACCUGAGUUAACUGUGUCCAUUCUGAGAAAGCUAGAAGGAUUUAACCGCUAUCAAGCAGAAAAGGCUUUUUUAAGCCACAUUAUUUUUGAAGAUGAAAACACCCAGAAAGAACUGGAAGACUGAAGACUGGCUGAGUGCCUACAAUCCAGGAAUGAUAAUUAUGA
This is a messenger RNA of Triplophysa dalaica, 967 nucleotides long. RefSeq lists its product as uncharacterized. NCBI's taxonomy places the organism in Eukaryota, Metazoa, Chordata, Actinopteri, Cypriniformes, Nemacheilidae. The record is from RefSeq and is a predicted model, not a curated record. The transcript has 10 exons. The coding region runs from base 81 to 926 and encodes 281 amino acids.